UUGCCUGGUACAGCUGCUUCAGUUGAAUUUCAGUUCAGUUCGCCUGCCUAUAGACGCUCGCAGUACCAGUACAUUCAGUCUCAGUCUCACUUCAGUUCGUUUCGUGCGAGGCGAUUUUCACAGUCACAGGCACAGGCACCAGAACCGAGCACAGAGCACCGAGAACCCAGUCCCAGUAUCCAGUACAAGUAGCUGGACGGGCCAAGAAGAGUGAAGUAAACACCGAAACAAGGCAAAGUACCUGCUUAAGAGCUCAGCCCCCACAUUUCCCGUGAAAGAAGUCAAGCCAAGCCAGAAACAAAUAUGAGUGGAGACCGCCCGAAGCGUCCCCUUUCCGCCUACAUGCUGUGGCUGAACGAGACCCGCGAACAGAUCAAGAAGGACAACCCCGGCAGCAAGGUGACAGACAUCGCCAAGCGGGGUGGAGAACUCUGGCGCGGACUGAAGGACAAGACAGAGUGGGAGCAGAAGGCCAUCAAGAUGAAGGAGGAGUACAACAAGGCGGUGAAGGAGUACGAGGCCAAUGGCGGUACCGAUUCGGGGGCGCCCAAGAAGCGAAAGAAGGCGGCCGCCAAGCCCGCCAAGAAGGCCAAGAAGAAAGAGUCCUCCGAGGAGGAGGAGGAGGACGAGAGCGAGUAGGCGGUUGCAGCCUCCGGAAUGGGCAACGUUUUUCUGCAUAAGUUUUAAAAUACAUUUUAUUAAUGUAAUUUUUUAAGUGACAAAAAGAAAACCCACAAAAAUGGAAACCAACAAAAAAAACAAAACUUAAUUAAAAAAAUCUCCAAAAAAAUAUGAAAAAAAAACACAACAAAAAAAUGAAUUAAGACCUUAAAUCUUUAAAUAUGCACUAAAUCCAUAGACAUGAGAACACACACACAGAUACACACAUGCCAACACACGGACACAGCAUAAACCAUAAAGACUAAGUUAAAGAAGUGAAAAAUCACACACACAUUAUUUCCAGUCAACUGUUCAUUAUAUUCUAGGUUUGUACGUAUAAAUGUAUCUAUAUGUAUGACACUCUUCUUAAACACAUGCAGCCCACUGCCCCCACGAGGGGAUUCCCCGCGCCCCCUUUAGCCACUUUCGAUUGCAUCAAGUUAUUUGAAUUUUGAGUCCCUCGAUUCGAAAGCAAAAAGUUAUAUAUAUAUACAUACAUUUUAAACUAUAUACAUAAAUAUAUAUUUAAAUAUAUAUUAUGUAAUUUAAAAAGGAAAAACAAAAAACCAAUAUUACAAUUAUGUAAUUGUGAAUGUAGAGCUGAAUGGAAUAUUUAAAAAAAAUAUAUAUAAAAAAUUGUGAAAACAUUAA
Drosophila rhopaloa is the source of this 1311-nucleotide messenger RNA. RefSeq names its product high mobility group protein Z (gene HmgZ). Lineage: Eukaryota; Metazoa; Arthropoda; Insecta; Diptera; Drosophilidae. The coding region runs from base 304 to 639 and encodes 111 amino acids. The record is from RefSeq and is a predicted model, not a curated record. Gene Ontology annotation, molecular function: transcription cis-regulatory region binding. The transcript has 3 exons.